Molecule: messenger RNA, 1253 nt
Organism: Prosopis cineraria
Lineage: Eukaryota; Viridiplantae; Streptophyta; Magnoliopsida; Fabales; Fabaceae
Product: WRKY DNA-binding transcription factor 70-like
Exons: 3
Coding region: 27-947 (306 amino acids)
Biological process (GO): regulation of DNA-templated transcription
Molecular function (GO): DNA-binding transcription factor activity; sequence-specific DNA binding
Source: RefSeq, a predicted model, not a curated record
ACCUUUCUCUCACAAGCCAAACAAUUAUGGAGAAACAGGCAAUAGUUGAAGAGCUUGUGAGAGGGCGUGAGUUCGCAAACCAGUUGCUUCAACUACUUCGUCAAGGAUCCAAUUAUAAAGGAAAUCAAGAGUCAUUCUUAUCAGUCGCACGUCCAUUUGGUCAAGAUCUUCUCACCGAAAUUCUUCGAUCAUUCACCAACACCUUUCUGCUCUUGAACAACACCACCGAUCCUGACAUUCAAUCCCAUGAUGUCUCUUUCUUCAGUGAUUCUUCUUCGGCCAGGAAUAUUUACCAAGGAUCCGAGGUUGCUGGGGAUGUAGGUGUAAAUUGCAAGAGCUUCAUCAACGGAAGAUCAGACAACCAAAGAGGCUGUUACAAGAGAAAAAGAAGUACACAGACAUGGGAAAAGGAUUCUCCGAUUCUGAUUGACGAUGGGUAUGCAUGGAGAAAAUAUGGACAGAAAAUGACCACAAAUGCAAGAUACCUCAAGAACUACUAUAGGUGCAGUCACAGGCAAGUAGGUUGCUCAGCGAUGAAACAAGUUCAGAGAAUACAAGAGAAGCCUCCUUUAUACAGAACCACCUAUAUUGGUAUUCAUUCUUGCAAAAACCAUAAUAUGCUUCCUGAGAUGACUUUGGCUCUCACUUCUCCUUCUGAUUCCUCCAUAUUACUUAAUUUCAAUGACAAUACUAGCUUCCACCACCACUUUUUCUCAUCAUCUUCUACUAAUGAUAAGAAGGAGCGUGACGAUGAAGAAAACAUUCCCAUUAUUGAUCAUGAUGAUCGUCAUGUCGAUGUAGAACAAAACCAUGUGCCCGAAUAUGAUGACCAUGUCCCUACCCUGUUAUCCUCGACCUUGGAUAUGUUUUCUUAUUAUGAAGUAGUGGACGAUGUGCUUUUGAUGAGGUGUUUUGAUUUCGAUGACUUCGCACGUUUUGGCAAAUGAUAUGGUCUUGAAGCAAAGUUUUGGCCUAUGAUGUGGUUUUGGAUGAGGGCUUUUGCUUCACAAAAGGCGUACGUUUAUUAGAAUAGUUUGUUUAUCAGGCCAAAACAAAAAAUAAAGAGGAGUAAGAGUUCGGUUAGAAAACUAGUUAGCGUUGCGGCAGUGAAUUUAUAUACAGGAUUUUUCGUCAAAUAUGAAAUAAUUGUAACUUUCAAUAGUGUAUUAUAAAUGUUCAUAACAAUCCAAUGGAAUUAUAUUUCCGCGUCAUAUUGAUUCAAUAGACUUGUAAUACACAUAUUGAUGUAUAUA